CUCUUGAUGACAGUGAAAAAUUUUCCCCGGCAAUCAGCUGAUGGCUGUCAUAACCUGUCGAACAGUAGUCAAACCACAACAAUAACAAGUGCUGGAGAAAUGGGAGCUAGAAUAUUCCUCCGUACCUGGAGGCUCUUCACCCAUGAGCGGCGGUCCCGAAGUCUCUCGUACCUUGGAGUAGGUGUCCUGGCAUCAGGUGUUGCCUGGUAUCACGGCAUAAGAGAAGCCUCAGCCGCCCGGAAUCAGCUGGACACCUCUCGCUUCAUGGCAGAUCCCGUCACUCCUACCGGGGAUUUGUCAAAAUCCCCAGGUGACAUGAAGACAAAAAUGGAAUUGUUAAUCCUUAAAAUCCAAUCCGAUUUUUGCCGAUCCCUUGAGUCCGUCGAGGACGGGACAAAAUUCAAGGUCGACAAAUGGUCCAGGAAGGAGGGUGGAGGAGGAAUAACGUGUGUCCUCCAGGAGGGAACAGUUUUCGAAAAAGCGGGGGUCAAUAUAUCGGUUGUCUCGGGACAACUUCCACCAGGUGCUGUGAGACAGAUGCGUGCGAGGGGAAAGGAAUUGGACGAGGGAUCGCUUCCGUUCUUCGCAGCAGGAGUAAGUGCUGUGAUUCACCCGAGGAACCCAAUGGUCCCCACAAUUCACUUCAAUUACCGAUACUUCGAAGUAACAAAUAAAAACGGUUCGGUACAGUGGUGGUUCGGUGGUGGAACUGACCUGACCCCUUAUUACCUGAAUGAGGAGGACGCCAGGCACUUCCACAGGACCCUCAAAGACGCCUGCGACCAGCACGACCCGAGUUACUACAGUAAAUUUAAGGACUGGUGUGAUAAUUACUUCGUGAUCGAGCACAGAGGUGAGAGGAGGGGCCUCGGGGGCAUCUUCUUCGAUGAUCUGGACAGCCCGAACCAGGAGAACGCGUUUCAAUUCGUUAAAUCUUGCGCAGAAGCUGUUAUUCCGUCUUAUAUUCCACUUGUAAAGAAACACAAAGAUGAUGGGUAUGGCUACGCCGAGAGACAGUGGCAGCUGCUCAGGAGAGGACGAUAUGUCGAAUUCAAUCUGAUUUACGAUCGUGGAACCAAAUUCGGGCUUUACACACCUGGUGCACGGUAUGAGAGCAUUCUCAUGUCAUUACCGUUGACAGCCAGGUGGGAAUACAUGCAUCAACCCAGUGCUGACUCUAAGGAGGGAAAACUCAUGGAAGUACUAAAGGUGCCUAGGGACUGGUUGAAUCUACAGGGUAAAUAGAUUUAUUUGUACAGAGCGAUUUGUUUUUUUUAUUGGAUCCUAUAUUUUGGAAUAAAUGGCAUUUCGUAUUGUCGAUUGUUUUUUCCUUCGACGAAAUAUAAUCAGUGAGGUGUCGGAAGGAAAUUUAAAAAAUCAAGUCAGAAAAUUAAUUUCUUCAUCUUUUAUUAAAUCCUUUAAUGUUCAAACGAACGUUAUAUUUGGUACAAAUGAUUGUCAGUUAACAAUAUAAAAAUUAAAGAUUGUCAUUUACUUUGAA
Fopius arisanus is the source of this 1501-nucleotide messenger RNA. It is a transcript of the gene Coprox, whose product is annotated as oxygen-dependent coproporphyrinogen-III oxidase. Bases 7 to 1245 code for a protein of 412 amino acids. Gene Ontology annotation, cellular component: cytoplasm. The transcript is spliced from 2 exons. Lineage: Eukaryota; Metazoa; Arthropoda; Insecta; Hymenoptera; Braconidae. The record is from RefSeq and is a predicted model, not a curated record. Gene Ontology annotation, molecular function: coproporphyrinogen oxidase activity.